ACAUCUAUCAACACCCCAUAUACACCCGCGCGGCGCCGCAAAGAUGGCUGUCCAGACUUCCACCACAACCACCACGACGACCUCUACAUCUUAUUCGACCUCAAAUACCAGACGCGCCGGCCAAACUACGAUGCAACCCGCUGCCACGACCUCCCAGUCUGAGGCCAGCCAGGGCCAGUCACGCCACCACGCGCACCACACGGACGGCACCAUUCAGACCUUACACGAUGCUCCGAAGCAGCACGAUCUGCAACACGGCUACGGUGAAGACGAGGAGCAGCAUGCUCGUCACGCCGCCUUCGACCAUGUCGAGCAUUGGGGCCUCGACGAGAAGAGCGAGAAGAUCCUCUUCUACUCGUGGGCCACUGCGUCCUGGUGUCUCAACAUCGUCUCCGGAAUCCUCGGAUCUUACUUCAACACGAGACAUGUCAGCUUUAUCGUGACCGCCGCACUGUUUCAAUUCUGUAGCUGGGCUGCGUGGUGGCAGACUGCCACGCAGAUGGCCCAACGCGCCAGCUGGGUACGCGACGAGGCAAAUCUUCCGGACCGAAGGCGAUUUCUCUAUCUGGCUGUCAGGCUGAACAGCCUGAUGUGGCCUACCGCCGUUAUAUCGUUCUGUAUCUUCAUCGUGGGCUAUGUCCGGCGCCACUCAAUUCACGACGUCCCGCUCUGGCUGCUGUUCUUGCUGAUUUUCAUCUUCAACACCGUCGGCUGCGUUAUGAACGCCUACAACAAUAUCACCUGGGAAUCGGACCGACUCGAAUACGAAGAGGGCAGCACUGACUACAGCAAUACGCUACUCGCCAUCUUGGGCUUCCCGUCAAAGCCACAUAAAUCUGCUGAAUACGAUGAGUAAUACAAUUGUCGCAUUGUGUCUGCUUUUCGCUUUGGGUAUGCUGGGUCAAGGAACAAGUUCUCGGGGUUUGCUUGGUGGGAGUUGAAUGUUCACCUCUGUAUAGCCCGACCAUCGGGACAGUAUCGAUUGUAAUCUUCCACUGCCAUGUCUUGAAUAGUGCCCAAGCUGCACGUGACUUUCGUGUUUAGGC
This is a messenger RNA of Neohortaea acidophila, 1046 nucleotides long. RefSeq lists its product as uncharacterized. Lineage: Eukaryota; Fungi; Ascomycota; Dothideomycetes; Mycosphaerellales; Teratosphaeriaceae. The coding region runs from base 44 to 856 and encodes 270 amino acids. The transcript is spliced from 4 exons. The record is from RefSeq and is a predicted model, not a curated record.